Herpailurus yagouaroundi (jaguarundi) is the source of this 3927-nucleotide messenger RNA. RefSeq names its product FYVE, RhoGEF and PH domain containing 3 (gene FGD3). Gene Ontology annotation, biological process: cytoskeleton organization; filopodium assembly. The coding region runs from base 78 to 2297 and encodes 739 amino acids. Gene Ontology annotation, cellular component: cytoplasm. The record is from RefSeq and is a predicted model, not a curated record. Gene Ontology annotation, molecular function: guanyl-nucleotide exchange factor activity; metal ion binding. The transcript has 16 exons. NCBI's taxonomy places the organism in Eukaryota, Metazoa, Chordata, Mammalia, Carnivora, Felidae.
CCUGGCUGGCACUGACCCUGCUCAUUUCCUCCCACAGGAAGCCCCUGGCUGGUCCCCCGCAGAGCUCAGCUUUGAGGAUGGAGUCGGGAGAGGGGUCCUCAACAGCCCCGACCCCCGCUGCUGCCCUGGAGGAGCCGAACAUCGAGCCUGACUGCUCUUCCCCGGGGCUGCCAAGGGCAGCCCCGGGGAAGUUCCAAGCACUGCCCCUUGGGCCCAGAGCCCCCCGCAAGGACCCUGACCCCGGGAGUCCCGGCAGCCCGACCGCAGGGGACAGGCCCCCAGAUGCAGGCCCCGCGGGGGACCCCAGUGGUGGCGUUAAGAUCCCUAAUCGCGACAGUGGGAUCGACAGUCCAUCCUGCAGCGUGGCCGGCGAGCACUUUCCCUGUGAAGAGGGUGGUGAGGCCGGCCUGGGCCCCAUGGUCCCGGGGCUACACCCAGAGGCAGCCCCAGAAGGUGGGGCCCUGCGGGAGGAGGCCGACAGCGAUGAUGUGGGCGAAGGUAGCGCUGAGGAGCCAGACACUGAGAACAGCCCGCCGGGGGCCCAUGCGGACACAGCCAAGUGCUCUGAGCCCCAGAAGCUGCUCCACAUCGCCCAGGAGCUCCUGCACACAGAGAAAACCUACGUGAGGCGGCUGCACCUACUGGACCAGGUUUUCUGCACCCAGCUGGCGGAAGCAGGCAUCCCUCCGGAAGUCACCACAGGCAUCUUCUCCAACAUCUCCUCCAUCUAUCGUUUCCACGGGCAGUUCCUCCUGCCGGAACUGCAGACACGGAUCACGGAGGAGUGGGACACAAACCCCCGGCUUGGAGACAUCCUGCAGAAGCUGGCCCCGUUCCUCAAGAUGUACGGCGAGUACGUCAAGAACUUCGACCGUGCUGUGGAGCUGGUGAGCACCUGGACCCAGCGCUCGCCGCUGUUCAAAGAGAUCAUCCAAGGCAUACAGAAGCAGGAGGUGUGCGGGAACCUGACUCUGCAGCACCAUAUGCUGGAGCCCGUGCAGAGGGUCCCCCGCUACGAGCUGCUGCUCAAGGACUAUCUGAAGAGGCUCCCCGGAGAUGCCCCUGACCGGAAGGAUGCAGAAAGGUCCCUGGAGCUCAUCUCCACUGCCGCCAACCACUCCAACGCCGCCAUCCGGAAAAUGGAGAAAAUGCACAAGCUGUUGGAGGUGUAUGAGCGACUUGGUGGCGAGGAGGACAUCGUCAACCCCGCCAACGAGCUCAUCAAGGAGGGCCACAUCCUGAAGCUGUCUGCCAAGAACGGCACUGCCCAGGACCGCCACCUCUUCCUGUUCAACAGCAUGAUCCUUUACUGUGUGCCCAAGCUGCGGCUCAUGGGCCAGAAGUUCAGUGUCCGGGAGAAAAUGGACAUUUCGGACCUCCAGGUGCAGGAUAUCGUCAAGCCAAACGCACCCCACACUUUCGUCAUAAUGGGAAGGAAGCGGUCCCUGGAGCUGCAGACUCGGACGGAAGAAGAGAAAAAAGAAUGGAUUCAGGUCAUUGAGGCCACCAUUGAGAGGCACAGGCAGAACAGCCAGACCUUCAAGGCCUUCAGCGGCUCCUUCGGCCAGGACGAGGACUCCUCUCUCGCCCCAGAGUCCCCUGUGGUGAGUGCCAGCUCUGAGGACCCUGCUGUGGCAGCUGGCGGUGGAGGGGGCACCACGGGGCCCGAGCCGAGGAGAGGGUCUGCUAAGACCAGGCGCGACAAGGAGAAGCAGGGCUGCAGGAGCUGCGGCGAGACCUUCAACUCCAUCACCAAGAGGAAGCACCGGUGCAAGCUGUGCGGGGCGGUCAUCUGUGGGAAGUGCUCCGAGUUCAAGGCUGAGAACGGCAGGCAGAGCCGAGUCUGCCGAGAGUGUUUCCUGACCCAGCAGGUAGCACCUGAGACCCCCAGCCCUGAGGCGGUGCCCGAGGACCCCAAGCACAGCACAGAGAAGGCGGCGGCUGUGGACGCCCAGCCCAGCCUGCUGUGUGGUCACCUGCGGGUGUCAGACAGCGGUGACACUUGGAGCGAGGUGUGGGCUACCAUCCCCGCGUCGGAGCCCCUGGAGCUGGUGCUGCACCUGCAGGGAGGCAGCCAGGCUGGCCGGCCGCCACGCACCAUCCCCCUCUCGGGCUGCACAGUGAGCGUGCCGGACCCCACGGAGACUCUGGACACCGGGCAUGUGUGGCGGCUACAGCAGGCCCAGCAGGCCCUGUACCUGAGCACCCCGUCGGCAGAGCAGCAGCAGCGGUGGCUGGAGGCCCUGAGCGCAGCUGCCCGUGGAGACCCGGCUCGGGCCUUCCCAGGGGCCCCGUGAGCUGAGCCUCCGCCAGGUGUCCCCGCUCCGCAGCCACCACGGUGGGGCCUGUUGUCACCUGGGAGGUGGCGUCGGAGGCCGCGUGCAGGUGCAAAGGGCUCGGACCGCUGGGGGUGGACAGGUCACAGGGCGCUUGACCCUGAAGGGACCUCUCAGAAGUGGAGGAAACAGGCCCAGAGGGGGCAGCUGCCCGCCCAGCAUGUCUCCGCAAAGAGCCUGGUUCUGCCCUCGGCCCCAGCUGUGUGGCCUGGAGCGAGGGUGCUGGCAGACUGUCUGGUGUGGGGCGCCAGCUCUGGGAGGCAGAAGGAGCAACUUGGGGGUACCCGGGGCCUGGUGGAGGUCUGUAGUCCUGCCUUCCCUCUCUGCUGCUCCACCCCCGCCCCAUCCACGCCGUCUGUACCCGUGAGCUGAACUGUGACCGGUGGUGGACUCCACCCCUCCUCCGCCCUGUCCGGGCCCCGAGGCCCACCUCCCCAUUCGGACUGGCUGGUGGUCCGCCUGGGCCAUCCCUGCGGGACCUCCCUGAGAAAGUCAGCGGAGGCCAGCAGAGGCCCGAGUUGUGUGUGUGGCCAGCAGCAGCACCUGCUUGUCUGCAGAAAUAAAUGCUGGCAGCCAGCAGGUGGGCACAGCCUCAGGGCAGGGGCGCCAGGUGGGGAAAGAGGGUGACAGCACAGCUAGGCCUGGGGGUAGGGGGCCCACCCACCCUGUGGCGCAGUGUAGGGCCUGGGGCCCAGCCAGCCCCUCCCCCUGGUCCCACCUGGUCCCCUUCCCCCCACACCCAUGACUUCUGCUCUCUGCGUGGUGACUGAGCACCUACUGUGUCCGCAGGACCUACUGGGCCCUUCUCUCCAGGAUGUGCCCACUUGACAGCUAAGGAAACUGCGUCCUAUCACCCCAGACCCAGGGGGUGGCCGGAAGUGACCCACUGGGAAUAGCAGCAUUCCGUGGGUUGGGAGGAAACUAGCCCCCCCCCCAGUAGGUGCCCAAGGAGGGGUCCUCACAGCUGCCCCCCAUGAGUUCUCUGAGCCGGGGCAGACCCGGCCCUCUCCUCCUACCCACCAGCCUGGAGUCCCCACAUGCAGGUUUCCACAGUGAUCCCAGUGGGGGGCCCUUUCCUCACUGGGCAACCUUGAGGGUCCGCUGGGAGUUAUGUUCCACAGCAGUCCAUCAGAGAGCCCUGGGGCCCGUGGAUUUUGGACGAGACACUGGGAAGGACUCCAGCAGCCGCAAGACACGGUGCCUCGGGGCUUGGGAGGAACAGAAUCCGGAGCGGAGGACGCCCCAGGGCGGGUGUUGCAGGAAGAGCGCUCAAGCCUAGGGCAGGGCCACGAGGGGCCAGCAGGUCACAGGUGGGGAGCAGAGCAGGCUGGAGGCCCCAGGGCCUGGUCUCCCCAAGGUGUCCCUUGGUGUUGCUCUGAGAGGUGGGGGCCACGGAGCAGGCCUGGGAGUGUGACUAGAUCUGUCUGGCAGCAGCAGGGUUGUGGGGGCGCAGAUGGAGACAGGGCCCCGGGUCCCCAGUGGGUCUCCAGGAAAACCCCUGUGAUGGGCAAGUUGGAGGCUGCAGCUCCCGGCAUUUAAAGAGAUGAAACGCCAGUGUUCUUGUGAAACAUCCUGAUAAGAGUUAGCAACU